GCCAUCUUGCGGCCAGUCCAGGAGUAACAUUGUAGUCCGUAUUAAAAAACAUGCUUGAGCAAAAAGUAGUUUUGCACAAAGUACUUCCGGUGGGGUCACCGACUAGCUUUUAUGAGCGAAUAUUUUCCCCUGUUUCCCAGCGGGUGUUGAACUAUUCUGAGAGCCUGAUUUGACCGUUUCCUUGUUUCUCCCGUGAACUCUUCUGUUUCCCGGUCGCUCGGCUUCACCGCUCCCCCUGAACCACCGGACAACGCGGGUAGACAAACGAGGCAAAAAGAGGAAGCAAUAGCCAACCAUCUUUCUUCUUCUGCCAGCAAUAACAAGAAAGAGAGCAGGCUAGAUUGGAGUAUAGCUGUGUAGUUUGCAAUUUAUUGUCUGUUUUUUACUGGAGAAAGGACUUGGGUAAAACCUCCCCCUGUUAGCAGAACCAGAUAAAAAGCUCCCGGACUAGUCUGAGCUCAUCUCCCGGCAAGCCUGGAAGUUUAGGAACACAAGACUGGCUGUUCAGAAUUCCCGUUUUUUCAUGUUUCCAACAGGUCUAUCUUCCCCUAAUCCCCCACCACCGCCAACCCAGGAGGCAAGAUCAUCGACCACUGAUGUCAAAAACGAAAGCGGUACCAUCACAUCUCCGAAGAAGAGGAAAAUAAACGGAUCAGAGAGGGAAGACACUACUGACACGAUCUCCUCUUCGCCUCCAAAGACCCUGAAUUCCUCCUCCUCGUCCUCCUCCUCCUGCUCUCCCACUCCGCUGCACAUUCAGAAGAAGUUGAGGUUCGAGGAUUCAGUGGAUUUCAUAGGACUGGAUGUGAAAAUGGCUGAGGAGGCUGCCGCCGCUUCGUGCUCCAAUAACAAAAGCAAAGCCGUGUUCCUGUCCGGCGGCGUGGGACACCAUGCAAACGGACUGACGAAAACCGCAGGAUCCGGCACCUUCUCCAACAGUAAACCCGGUGCUGCCAAGAAACUAGUCAUCAAGAACUUCAAAGAAAAGCCCAAAUUGCCGGAGAACUACACGCAGGAGACUUGGCAGAAGCUGAAGGAGGCGGUGGAGGCCAUACAGAACAGCACUUCAAUCAAGUACAAUCUGGAGGAGCUCUACCAGGCUGUGGAGAACCUGUGCUCUCAUAAGAUAUCUGCUAAGCUUUACAAACAGCUGAGAGCCGUGUGUGAAGACCACAUCAAGGCACAGAUCGAUCAGUUCAGAGAGGAUGCCCUGGACAGCGUGCUUUUCUUAAAGAAAAUCGACAAGUGCUGGCAAGAUCACUGCAGACAAAUGAUCAUGAUUAGGAGUAUAUUUUUGUUUUUGGAUCGCACCUAUGUUUUACAAAACUCAAUGCUGCCGUCAAUUUGGGACAUGGGUCUGGAGCUGUUCAGGUUCUACAUCAUCAGCGACCUGAAGGUCCAGAGUAAAACCAUUGACGGGAUUCUGCUGCUCAUCGAGAGGGAGCGAAACGGGGAGGCGAUAGACCGCAGUCUACUCAGGAGCCUGCUGAGCAUGCUCUCUGAUCUGCAGAUUUAUCAAGACUCCUUUGAGCAACGAUUUCUGGAGGAAACUAAUCGACUGUACGCUGCCGAGGGACAAAGGCUGAUGCAGGAGAGAGAGGUUCCAGAAUAUCUUCAUCACGUCAACAAACGCUUGGAGGAGGAGGCUGACAGAGUGAUCACGUAUCUAGACCAGAGCACACAAAAACCACUCAUUGCUACGGUGGAGAAGCAGUUGCUGGGUGAACAUCUCACUGCUACUCUGCAAAAAGGGCUGACUCACCUGCUGGAUGAAAACAGAAUUCAGGAUCUGUCUCUUCUCUAUCAGCUCUUCAGUCGAGUGCGAGGUGGUGUUCAGGUCCUCCUGCAACACUGGAUAGAGUACAUAAAGGCUUUUGGAAGCACAAUCGUAAUCAAUCCAGAGAAAGACAAAACAAUGGUGCAAGAGCUGCUGGACUUUAAGGACAAGGUAGAUCACAUCAUCGACAUCUGCUUCAUGAAGAACGAGAAGUUUGUCAACGCCAUGAAGGAGGCUUUUGAAACGUUCAUAAAUAAACGGCCAAAUAAACCUGCAGAACUCAUAGCAAAACACGUGGACUCAAAGCUAAGAGCAGGAAACAAAGAGGCGACAGAUGAAGAGCUGGAGAAGAUGCUAGAUAAGAUCAUGAUCAUCUUUAGAUUCAUCUAUGGAAAAGAUGUUUUUGAAGCUUUCUACAAAAAAGACCUGGCCAAGAGGUUGCUGGUUGGAAAAAGUGCCUCAGUGGACGCUGAAAAAUCAAUGUUGUCAAAACUGAAACAUGAAUGUGGAGCAGCAUUCACCAGCAAACUGGAGGGGAUGUUCAAAGACAUGGAGCUCUCGAAAGACAUUAUGGUGCAGUUCAAGCAGUAUAUGCAGUGCCAAAACAUUCCUGGCAACAUUGAGCUGACUGUGAACAUCCUCACCAUGGGUUACUGGCCGACCUAUGUCCCAAUGGAAGUGCACCUGCCUGCUGAGAUGGUGCGGCUGCAAGAGAUUUUCAAGACCUUCUACCUGGGCAAACACAGUGGCAGGAAGCUGCAGUGGCAGUCAACACUCGGCCAUUGUGUCUUAAAAGCGGAGUUUAAAGAGGGCAAGAAGGAGCUGCAGGUGUCACUCUUCCAAACACUUGUGCUACUGAUGUUUAAUGAAGGAGAGGAGUUCACUCUGGAGGAGAUCAAACUGGCAACAGGAAUAGAGGACAGUGAACUGCGCCGGACUCUGCAGUCGUUGGCUUGCGGAAAAGCACGCGUCCUCACUAAAAUCCCCAAAAGCAAAGAUGUAGAGGACGGGGAUAAGUUCUCCUGCAAUGACGACUUCAAACACAAGCUCUUCAGGAUCAAAAUCAAUCAGAUUCAGAUGAAAGAAACGGUGGAGGAGCAGGCAAGCACCACAGAAAGGGUGUUUCAGGAUCGUCAGUAUCAGAUCGAUGCUGCCAUUGUGCGCAUUAUGAAGAUGAGGAAGACUCUGAGCCAUAAUCUCUUGAUGUCUGAAGUGUACAACCAGCUCAAAUUUCCUGUCAAGCCUGCUGACUUGAAGAAGAGGAUAGAGUCUCUUAUUGACAGAGACUAUAUGGAGCGUGACAAAGAGAAUUCCAACCAGUACAACUAUGUGGCUUAGAGAAAGAGAAAGUGACGGGGUAAAAUAAGACGCCGGUGGUUCAGUCAGGCUGAGGUGAUCAGUCUCUAAAUCUUUUGCUCCAGUGGACGUUAACCUUUAUCAUCUUCAACACAGCGACCGACAAGUGAAUGGAUACUGCUCCACAGGAUUUUUUUUUUGUCAGGGGUCUUGUGAUCCUGUGGACUGCAUGCCCAUUGAAAAGAGAAUAUUGUCCAUUUUUCUCAGCACAGCUGAGGGAGUUGGGUUGCCGUGGACAGACAGAGAAGACACACAGAUGUUGUUGUGUUUGCUUUUUUUUUUAAAGGAGAGGAAAAAUAUUUAUUUUCAAACUUAGGUUUUUCUUUGUCCAUAGUUUGAAUCAAUAUGCUCUUUGUUAUCAAGCCUUUCUGUUUUCUUUUUCUUUUUUCACACAGUAUCCCAAGCAAAUGCUGACACACUUAUCAAAGCUCUAAAUGUACACACGUUGAAGAGAGAAAGGAUCAAAAAAAGCUUAGCUGAUGCUUGUUUCUUCAGUAAGUGUCAGGUGUUGGACUAGUGGAAAGAAAUUCACAGUAUAAAAUUGACAAUUUGGGAAAUAUCUGUGCUGGAUGGAUGGUUCUGCAGCAAGAAUUUUUAAGGCCAUGUAGCCAUCUGAUAAAGCUGUGAUCCUGAACACAUGAAGCGUUCAAACAUUUUGUGCCAAAAAAGGAGCACUUCUUUGUUAUAGGGCAUAUUGAGGCUGCUAAAACAGUUCAGUUGUACAAGUAUAUGCAUUUAACUUUCUCAUUUGUUCUGACUUUGUAUUUUUUGUACAUACUUCACAAAAGUAACAUUUUAAAUGAUCUCAUCCGACAGUCAACUGCUUUGUAGGUUUUUUGUUAACCCGUAGAAAGUAUACUAAAAGCACAACGACAUCAAAGCCAAUUUCUCCAUCUUCCCUGGUGUCAUUAAAGUCAUCACACAUUUACACUAUACAUUUUUGUAUGUCUCCCUGUGAGGCUUGCAGGCCUUAAUGAAGAGUGCUGGGAACAUGAGUGGACUUCCUAAACACAAGUGAAAAUAUGAUUGAGUAGAGCCCUUGUUUGUAUGAGUCUGUUAGAUUUAUCGCUUCAGAUUAAAACAACUGUUUCAGUCGG
This is a messenger RNA of Notolabrus celidotus (New Zealand spotty), 4230 nucleotides long. It is a transcript of the gene cul4b, whose product is annotated as cullin 4B. The transcript is spliced from 20 exons. Gene Ontology annotation, molecular function: ubiquitin protein ligase binding. The record is from RefSeq and is a predicted model, not a curated record. NCBI's taxonomy places the organism in Eukaryota, Metazoa, Chordata, Actinopteri, Labriformes, Labridae. Gene Ontology annotation, cellular component: Cul4B-RING E3 ubiquitin ligase complex. Gene Ontology annotation, biological process: DNA damage response; ubiquitin-dependent protein catabolic process; protein ubiquitination. Bases 524 to 3115 code for a protein of 863 amino acids.